Molecule: messenger RNA, 1502 nt
Organism: Nymphalis io (European peacock)
Lineage: Eukaryota; Metazoa; Arthropoda; Insecta; Lepidoptera; Nymphalidae
Gene: Gnpnat
Product: probable glucosamine 6-phosphate N-acetyltransferase
Exons: 6
Coding region: 417-1007 (196 amino acids)
Biological process (GO): UDP-N-acetylglucosamine biosynthetic process
Cellular component (GO): Golgi apparatus; endoplasmic reticulum-Golgi intermediate compartment; endoplasmic reticulum
Molecular function (GO): glucosamine 6-phosphate N-acetyltransferase activity; monosaccharide binding
Source: RefSeq, a predicted model, not a curated record
AUACUAAAAAAUAAAAUAUGAUAUAGGUAUUCGUAAAUCUAAAACCUAUCGUGAAAAUUAUUUUUAACUUAAUUUAUUAAAAUACGACAAAAAAAACAUUGCUGCACGUACAUAUUGCUAAUGGAUAGGGUAUAGUUUAUUGUCGCCUAUGAAAUGAUAGUGUGUUAGUAUAUUUUGUACUUUCACUUAUUUUGAGUGACCAAUGGCUGUAUUUCAAAAGCUUUAAAUCUCGAGAUACAACCAAUCAAUAUAUAAAAUAGUAAUGACAAUGAAGUAAACUAGUUCUCCUUCGUCUGUUCUUAUUUUGCCACGCCGAAUUUGUCAGCGUAAACCACUGUACUUAAGCUUUUAAAGUAUUGAACAAAAUGAACUUAGAAUAAUUAUUAUUAUUCGUUAGUGAUUUGAAUAUAGUGACAAUGGGUAUGGAGAAGUAUAAUAAGGAUGAUAAUUCCGAAUACCUUUACGGACCGGAGAUUCUUCAAAAGUUGGAUUUCAAUAAAAGUCCAGCUAAGUUUAAUCCUCCAAUAAGUGCUGCUCAACCAGGCGAAGAGUGGAUGGUUGUUAGGCCUUUACAACGAGAAGAUUAUAAUAAAGGUUUCUUGCAACUGCUAAGUCAACUUACAAGCACAGGAAAUAUUUCAAGAAAACAAUUUGAUGAGCGAUUUACCCAGAUGAAAAGUUCUGGCGGGUAUUAUGUAACAGUUAUUGAAGACAAGCGUAUAUCGAAAAUCAUUGGUGCAGCAACUCUAACAAUUGAACAAAAAUUUAUACAUAAUUGCUCUGUGAGAGGUCGUCUGGAAGAUGUUGUUGUUAAUGAUACAUACAGAGGCAAACAGUUGGGCAAACUAAUUGUAGUUACUGUGUCACUUCUAGCAGAAGAACUUGGUUGCUAUAAGAUGUCAUUAGAUUGCAAGGAUAAACUUAUAAAGUUCUAUGAAAGUCUUGGCUACAAAAUGGAGCCUGGAAACUCUAACGCUAUGAACAUGCGUUUUGAGGAGCCAUCCUGACAAUUAGCCGCUGGGACAUCCGACCUGCGCUCUAAACUGUAAGUAGGCAUGGGCAGUCGAGUGGUCAUCGCAGCAUCACUAUCCAAACAUUUUAAUCAUCAUUACAUAAUUAUUAGAAUAGUUGAAGUAAAAAUUUUUAAUUUGUAAUUGAUUUUAUUGGCGACAUAUUUGUGUUGUGAUAACCGCUUGUUUGUUCAUGCUCUUAUAGUUGCAGGGUCAAUUUUUGUAUCCAUCAAAGGCAUAUUUUACAAUACUGGUACUAUUCUAUAUAAUACCGUAAAACCUGCAUUUGAUGGGGUUAUUAAUUGAUUUUGGGUGUCUUAGCACACGAUUAUGAUUAGCUUGUAAGAUUUUUUGCUUACUGUAUUAUUCAUAUUUUUGUAUCAUUCAUAUAUUUGUUAAUAACACAUCGCUUUGUAUUGUGACUUAAUUACUUAGUAGUUUCGAUUACGAGUUUAUAUUGAGAAAUAUCACAUUAAAUGUUUUUGCAUUCAA